Molecule: messenger RNA, 3763 nt
Organism: Crotalus tigris (Tiger rattlesnake)
Lineage: Eukaryota; Metazoa; Chordata; Lepidosauria; Squamata; Viperidae
Gene: TGM1
Product: transglutaminase 1
Exons: 15
Coding region: 127-2676 (849 amino acids)
Biological process (GO): peptide cross-linking
Molecular function (GO): protein-glutamine gamma-glutamyltransferase activity
Source: RefSeq, a predicted model, not a curated record
CAUAUUUGAGACACCAGCCGGCUCCACCCCAGACUUUGACAUCAGUUGCGCAUCCUUCUUCGGCUCCAGAGCGCGCCUGGGGCGAAGCGAGCCGGAUCGGAGCUGAGCCGCCGAGUGCCAGACGCCAUGCCUGUAUCGGAUCCACGAGGAGAUGCAGGCCGGUGGGCCAACGUCAGCUACCGGGUACGCCAGCCGAAUUCGGCAGAACCGGCUCCCAGAAGAAGGAAACAAACCUGGUUUCACAAAUUCUGCCGGUGCUGUGCGGGCCAGCGGGAUGACACCGACUGGACACCCGCACCAGGCGAAGUCCCGGGAGCCCGGCGAACGGAUCCUGUCAUUCGGGAAGGCAUGCUGGUCAUCAAAAAGAUCGAUUUAAUGAGCGGCCGCACGGGGGCCAACCGGCGCGCCCACCACACGGACGAGUUCGAAUACAACAACCUGAUCAUCCGUCGCGGGCAGCCCUUCGACAUGACGCUUCAUUUCCAGCAGCCGUAUGAUUCCGAGGACCACCGGGUCUGCCUCGAGUUCCUGAUUGGCCCCAAUCCGCAAUCCUCGAAGGGGACCCACAUUUUGGUGCCCGUCAGCAGCUCUCUGCCCGGCAUGGGCUGGUCGGCGGAAAUGACCAGCUCAGACGACAACAGCAUGUGUCUCCGCGUCUGCCCCUCGCCCAGGGCGGUGGUGGGCAAGUACCAGUUCAGCGUGAAGACCCGGAGCAGGGCGGGCGAGUACGCCGCCCCCUUCGACCCCAACAACGAGGUGUACAUCCUCUUCAACCCCUGGUGCCCAGAGGAUACGGUCUACCUGCAACAGACCGACUGUCUCAAGGAAUACGUGCUGAACGAAACGGGGAGAAUUUAUUACGGAACAGAAAGUCAGAUUGGGGAGCGAACAUGGAACUACGCCCAGUUUGACCAAGGGAUCCUGGAUGCCUGUUUGUUCAUGCUGGAUAAGCGCGGGAUGCCUCACGCCAGUCGGGGAGAUCCGAUCAUGGUUUCCCGCGUCGUCUCGGCCAUGGUGAACUCUCUGGACGACAACGGCGUGCUGGUCGGGAACUGGACCGGGGACUACUCCCGCGGCACAAAUCCUUCAGCCUGGGUGGGCAGCCGGGACAUUCUGCUGAAGUAUCUCCGUACCGGAUACCCCGUGCUCUACGGGCAGUGCUGGGUGUUUGCCGGCGUCGUGACCUCAGUCCUGCGGUGCCUGGGCAUUGCCACCCGGACUGUCACCAAUUACAACUCGGCGCACGACACGGAUGUCAGCCUCACCAUGGACAUCUACUUUGACGAGAAUAUGAAGCCCCUGGAGCACCUGAAUGCUGACUCUGUCUGGAAUUUCCACGUGUGGAACGACUGUUGGAUGAAGCGACCGGAUCUGCCUUCAGGUUUCGACGGGUGGCAGGUGGUGGACGCAACCCCCCAGGAAUCCAGCAGUGGGAUCUUCUGCUGUGGGCCCUGCUCUGUGGAGGCCAUCAAGAACGGUCUGGUCUACAUGAAAUACGACGCUUCCUUCUGCUUUGCCGAGGUGAACAGCGACAAGGUGUAUUGGCAACGCCAGAGAGACGGCACCUUCAAGAUCGUCUAUGUAGAAGAAAAAGCCAUCGGGCAUCUCAUCAGCACCAAAGCCGUGGGAUCCCAUCAGCGCCAAGACAUCACGAACAUUUAUAAGCAUCCCGAAGGAACGGAAGCGGAGCGCAAAGCAGUGGAAACCGCCGCCAAGCACGGCACCAAGGCCCACAUCUACACCAACAAGGAGUGGGGAGAAGACAUCUCAGUGACGGUCGACACUGAAGAGGCCUACACCGGACAGGACAUCUCCUUGAGGGUCAUCCUGAAGAACCGGAGUUCGAUGCCUCGCAACGUCUCUCUCAACCUCUUUGUGGCGGUCAUGUAUUACACAGGAGUCACCGGCAGCAAUUUUAAACAGGAGCAGCGGCAGGUCCAGAUUCCUGCAGGAGGAGCUCAACCAGUUCCGAUGGUCAUCUCCUAUCCCGAGUACAAGACCCAUCUGGUGGACCAAGGAGCCAUGAAGCUCAGCAUUUCCGGGAAAGUAGCUGAAACCGGACAGGUCAUUGCGAAGGAGCACACUUUCCGUCUUCGCACCCCGGACCUCACUCUGACGCUGCUGGGUCCGGCCAUUGUUGGACAAGAAACCCAAGUCCAGAUCGUCUUCAAGAACCCUCUUCCUGUGACCUUGACCCAGGCCACCUUCCACAUGGAAGGUUCCGGACUUUCGACUCCCAACACGAUGACCGUCGGGGAUAUCGGUCCGCAUCAAACGGUGCGACUCUGCCAGAAGUUCACCCCGCUCCGUGCCGGACGUCGCCAGUUGGCUGCCAGUCUGGACAGCCCACAGCUCUCCCAGGUCCACGGCGUGCUAACCAUCGAUGUGGCCCAGAGCCCUCCACCGGGCCCAUCAGCCUCUCCGGCACCUGUCCGGGGUUCUCCCGCCCGGGGCAGAGCCUCGCCUUCCCGCGUCCGAGGGUCCUCGGCAGCCGCUCGAUCCUCCCCUGGAAGACAGCCCGCCAACCACAGCACCCCAGCCAAUGCCAACACCAACACAAAUGCCAACACAAAUGCACGGGCUACCCCCAGUCGACAGCCCAAUCCCGGACGAGCCCCCAAUGCUCACGGGACGACUGCCACUGCCAGGCCAGGGGCCACGGGGCGACCCGUGUGAGCCAGCUCUUAGCCGUGACUGCCGAGUGCGACAUGACAGCACAGCCAAACCAGCUGGCAAAGAGAGGAGGGGGGGGUCCCUGCCCAAGCCACAGAACCACAGUGGGGUGCACCAAGCCCACGAGGCCGGCGAAAUGUUUUUCCCGGUGGUGACCGUCAGGAAACGUCUCCACUUCUUCACCCACCGAUUUCUCUUUCCUUCGCUUUCGUUCUGCUCCCCCCUUUUUCCCGCCUAUUAUUGUCUUCUGUGAAUAAGCACCCAACCGAAUUGGAAUUUGUAGGGUGCAAUUGAGGCAUCUUCCCUCUUCCACACCGUUCGUCCGAGAUGGGGGGGGUGUUGAGGACUCGGCUGCUCCUCCAGCUCUGGGACCCCCUUCACCCCAUCUGCCCCUCCCCACUGCCCCAGGGGCACGACUCACCCACCCCCGUGCAAGGAAUGUUUAUAACUCGACACUUAUAUUUCACCGCGAUUCUUGUUUCCUUCUUAAACGCGCCACCAAUCUUCACGUCUGCAUGCUUGUUUCCCACAAAUGGAGAAGUUCUGGAGAGCUUCCAACGGAGAAGGCAUAAAUUUGCUUUUCAAAUUAUUAUUCUUCCUAAGAUGAGUGGGGGCCUUUUCACUUGAGCCAAAGGAAUUGUCUAGGAAUUUUUCCCCAUGGUUCCCCCCCUCUUUUUAUUUGGACAGAUUUGGGGUGGGGGAGGUUGGGGUUUUAUUAGCUCUCCUUUUUUUUCCAGGAUUUGUCCUGGAAGUGUAUUUAAGGGGGAAGUAAAUCGAAAUCACAUGGCUAAGGAAGGUUAAUGCAACGUAAGUUUGGCUAGCCAUGCUUCUGCCAUUCACGCGCUUAAAAUAUAUGCAGAUUAAAAGUGUCCAGAGAGCUGAUCAUGUAACCCUAAAGCGGAGUGGAGACGGUUUUUAAUUACUAGCCAGAUUCUUGCUCUUAAUUAUGUUUCUAUCGUACUGCAUUUAACCUAUAUGGAAAACGAAUGAAGCAAAAAAAAAGAGAAAAGCAAGGAAAAAAAAGCUGUAUUUUUUGUGUGUUCGAACUAAUAUAGGUAUUUAUUUGAAAAUAAAUGGUUUUUAACUCUUA